UCAAAAGCUGAAGUAUCAAGAAACAACAUGCUGAUAUGUUGCGUUGCAUCUAAAUCUGAUGUCUGGAAGGGAGGUAACCUACUACUUAAGUGGACUGUCUCGUUGGUGCUGUCUACAGCGCGAUACUCGCGUCUAACGUAUCCUGGGUUGCAAGAGCCUGCUGCAAAUUUACAAUGUGAACGUCAGUUUCUGGGAGUUAAACGAGAUCAGUUCGGUUUUCAAACAGGCUUUGGAAUGGAAGCAAAUUUUAAAGAGUGGGAUAUUGUUGUGUUUGGUGCAACGGGGUUUACAGGACAUUUUGUAGUUGAGGAACUAGCCCGCGUAGCAGACGAAGAAAACUUAUCAUGGGCUGUUGCUGGUAGAAAAAUGCACAAACUUCAAAACAUGUUGGAAAAGACUGGAAAACGUAUAGGGAGAGAUUUAGACAAUACAGCAAUCAUCAAAGCUGAUGUCUUCAGUGUAACGUCACUGAAAGAAAUGUGCCAGAAAGCCAAAGUUUUGAUCAAUUGUGUUGGCCCAUAUAAUUACUAUGGUGAUGCUGUCAUAAAGGCCUGUAUCACAGAGAAAACAGAUCAAGUGGAUGUCUGUGGGGAGAGUUUUUUCUUGGAAAAAUCACAGUUACUUUAUGACCAAUAUGCAAGAGGAUCUGGAGUUUACAUUGUUGGAGGAUGUGGAUUUGACAGUAUUCCUGCUGAGAUGGGAGUUCUUUACACAGAAAAGCAGUUCAAAGGUGAGCUUGUGUCAGUUGACAACUUCAUCAAGUUUCACCACCAAGGAGCUGGAAUAACUGUCCAUGCAGCAUCUAUGGAAUCCUUUUUGGUGGACUUGGUUCGUGUGUUGGACAGAAGACAUGUCAGGUCUCAGCUUCUCCCAAAAGAUUUACCAAAGGGCCAAUAUCAACGCAACAGGUUGCCUGUGUUUUAUCAGAAAUCUAUGAAUUCCUGUUGUCUUCCGCUCAUCAAUGCUGAUGGCUCUUGCGUGGAAAGGUCACAGAGCUACUUUUAUCAGAAAACAAAGAAGAGGCCAGUUGAGUUUCGUGCCUAUCUGUGUCGGCCAAACCUCUUGUGGAUCAUGGCGAUGUUGGGGUUUGGUUUGGUCUGGGGCAUGUUUGGACUCUUCUCUUGGGGUCGCAAACUCUUGUGUGCGUUUCCAAGGUUUUUCACCGCUGGAUUUUUUUCUAACCAAGGACCAACCAAAGAACAGAUCAAUGGCACUUCAUUUGUGAUGACCUUUGAAGGAUAUGGUUACAGUGGUAAUCAUCGGCACGUUCUCAAGCCAGAUAAAAAAAUUGUAACAUGCGUGACUGGCCCAGACAUGGGAUAUGUGACAACCCCCAUCUGCUUGGUUCAGGCAGCAGUCGUGCUCUUAAAAGAAAGAGACAAACUUCCUCAGGAAGGAGGGGUGUACCCUCCUGGAGCAGCCUUCUGUGACACCAGCUUAAUCCAGAGACUGAACUCACACAAUGUCAAAUUCUCUGUCCUGGAAACUGACUAGAAGACAGACCUAUUGGACUUUAAACUUCUCCUAAGGCAGCACAAUAUUUUGCAAUAAUUAUCAUGAGUAUUUAUCAUGAAUGAAAUUUUCACAGUAUACAGUGAUAUUUGUUACAUGAACUUUACUUGCCAUGUACAUAUGUUUAUAAUAUUAUAAACAUAUUAAACAUCAUGGUUGCUAAUGCCAGAUAAAUAUAUGGAUAGACAGGUACGUUAACACAGAGCUAACAAUUUGUGAUCAGUUUUGUGUACCGUAAUUUAAUUUCUUUUAGCUUAGUACUGUAGUAUCACUGAACAUACUUCAUCACUUUUAUCUUCACUCAUGUUUCAACCAUACGGUCAGAAUAAAAUUUUUCGAAAGCACUAUUAAGCUUUGCAUAAGUGGUUAUAAGAACAAGUGCUAUAAGUGGUAGAAGAACAAGCAUUUCAAAAUAUGAAAUACGUCAAGCAAGGAAAACAGAUGGACACUAGUGUAGGGGAGAAUGGGGUAUUGUUAAAAUUAAGCACAUUUUUAAAAUGUCUAAAAAGUUUCUUGAAGUAGGAACUGAAAACAGUCUAACACAUAUUCAUAAUUAAAGAACAUCAGGUGUUUUAUUUUUUAUUUUCCAUGUACAAUCUCUGUUAGCAUACUGAAAGAAUAAAUAUACUGGAAAAAC
This is a messenger RNA of Liolophura sinensis, 2149 nucleotides long. RefSeq names its product saccharopine dehydrogenase-like oxidoreductase. The transcript is spliced from 12 exons. Gene Ontology annotation, biological process: glycolipid biosynthetic process. The record is from RefSeq and is a predicted model, not a curated record. Lineage: Eukaryota; Metazoa; Mollusca; Polyplacophora; Chitonida; Chitonidae. Bases 28 to 1494 code for a protein of 488 amino acids. Gene Ontology annotation, cellular component: lipid droplet; mitochondrion; plasma membrane.